Molecule: messenger RNA, 912 nt
Organism: Fragaria vesca subsp. vesca
Lineage: Eukaryota; Viridiplantae; Streptophyta; Magnoliopsida; Rosales; Rosaceae
Exons: 2
Coding region: 1-912 (303 amino acids)
Source: RefSeq, a predicted model, not a curated record
AUGGCCCCUCAAAUCGUUGAUCUUACCGAUGACUCUCCUCCGGCAAGCCCGAGGACCCCAACCUCCACUGUCCGACCACUAGUUGGUUCUUCUUACUCUGCUCCAGCAGCUGUGACACAAAACGAACAUCGACCUUGGCGCAAUCUAGAACAACAUGAUGAACAACCUAAGCCUCUUCCCAAAAGGUUGAGAACCUCUAGUGAACCUCUUCCCAAACAAUCAAGACCGCCUCAAAUUCGCCUCGUGAGACGAAGCUCGUCUGAAAAUGAUAUCACCAGGUCGGGAACACAAUCCAUGUUCGACUGUAAUCGACUACAACGGACAUGUUCUUUGUCCAAGGUUCAGUUGACUGAGGCAGAACAUCAUAAAUUCUUAGAAACGGAAAAGCAAGUAAAAUGUACGUCGACUCCUGCAGAUAAUACAGGAGCCUCGCUGAAGUCAGAGAACCUGAAAAUGCUAUUAGAAUGGGCGAAGCAAAAACAAUCUGCCCUUGUGCCGGCUUCUCGUGCAACGGCUCCUCUUACCUCAUCAGCUCCUGCAGUCAGUAGUCCAGUGUCGAAUCCUCCGGUGUCAGCUCCGCCUGUGUUUUCACCUCUUGCGACACCUUUGAUGUCAGCUCAUACAGUCCAUGCUCCUCUUGUGUUGACUGCUAACUCAGAGUGGAAGAUACCUGUAGAGACAUUGAGGCUAUUCCCUGUAGAGACACCUUUUUUUCCCAUGACGAGUGAAAGAGGUAGCUCGUCAUCAAGGGUUGGCAAGGAUGAGAGCGAUGUGGAUCUCAGCGUUUUCAGGGACGACUGUCGUCCAAAAAAACCUGGAGAUAUGGACUGGUCGACAUUGGCAAGAGCUAAUGCCAUUCAUCAUCACCACCAUGGUGACGAAGAUGGAGUUAACUUGGACAUGUCACUCUGA